Messenger RNA from Racocetra persica, 161 nucleotides. Lineage: Eukaryota; Fungi; Glomeromycota; Glomeromycetes; Diversisporales; Gigasporaceae. The record is from the annotation of a GenBank genome assembly.
ACACAAACUGGAAAGUCUCUUAAUGAUAAUAUUAUAUCAUAUACAGACGAAUAUGAGAUCUUUGAUACUCUAAAACAAGAAUUUUCCUAUUUUUAUGCUAACAAUAAAAAAAUAGAAGCCAAUCUAAAAGAUUUAUUUGUUCAUUAUUUAAAUGGUAGAAU